Molecule: messenger RNA, 1496 nt
Organism: Mizuhopecten yessoensis (Yesso scallop)
Lineage: Eukaryota; Metazoa; Mollusca; Bivalvia; Pectinida; Pectinidae
Product: metalloproteinase inhibitor 2-like
Exons: 6
Coding region: 138-776 (212 amino acids)
Biological process (GO): negative regulation of endopeptidase activity; negative regulation of membrane protein ectodomain proteolysis
Cellular component (GO): extracellular matrix
Molecular function (GO): protease binding; metalloendopeptidase inhibitor activity
Source: RefSeq, a predicted model, not a curated record
AACCACACUUCCGGAGGAAGUCGGCAGACACCAUUAAAUACACGGCACAACUCUAACAUAAAUAAACAGUCCUCCUCGGCCUCCAACUACAACAGGACUAAGUGUAGGGAAAAGGAGGAACCUGCCUGAACUGAAUUAUGGCUGUCAUGCGGAUGACGUUCAUGUUGGUGUUGACCUUGGCCUUAGCUAGGACGUCACUGGCCUGUUUUUGUGUGUUAAGACACCCACAGGAAAUGUUCUGUAUAGCCGAUUUCGUGGUGAGGUUAGAGGUCAUUGACAUGGAGGAAAUAUACAGCAAUGAUGUGCCAAACUAUUCCUUUCCGAUGGAGGUCAGGUAUACGGUGGAUAUCAGCUAUGUAUUCAAGGGUUCUGAGAAGUUUGACCAAGCCGACAAAGUAUACUUGCUGACUGGGGGGUCAGACGGGACCUGUCGACAGGAUCUGGUUGUCGGCGAACUAUACGUCAUCAUGGGAUAUGUACAUGACGGUCACAUGUCUUUCGGCAUGUGUGACUGGACAAGGAGACUGGGGGACCUGACCAGUCACCAGUACAGGGGGUUGCACUACAAGUACACCAGGGGCUGUGACUGCCAGAUACAAAGGUGUUUUGGACCCGAAUGUAACGUUCGCAGUAACCGCAACGACACCUGUCAGUGGACGAACACAAACGAAUGUGACCAGAACUACGGCUUCUGCGUUGAGGGUCCAGGGGGGAGCUGUGCAUGGCGACAAAACAGGAUGCGAAGUGGAUGCUUGAACAGUCUAUCCGACGCGUGAUACACCGCAUAUGAAAUACAACAUGUAUCGGCAUCAAUUACAUAAUUUAAAAUAAAUUAUUGUAUUUCAAUUUUAUGGAUUUAGAUGUUACAUUUUUUUAGUUUAGCUAUGAAUACCAAAAUAGACCUUGGAAGACCUGUGUAAAAUGAUAGUUUUCCAUUGGUCAUAUAUAUUGUACAUUGUUCUAGGCUUGGUAAUAAUAACCUGAAUGAGUGAGUAAGGCCCCAUUUAUCAACCAAUCUUCCAAUCAAUAUAUCUAUCAAUAAAUGGUCACACAUUUUGCCGAGCGUAAACAUGAAUUAUCACGAAUGUCCAGAGGUGAUCUGUUGCAAUGUCAAUAUCUAAUUAAGUUAGUAAUUAAUGUGUUGCAUACACAAAUACACCACAGAAAGGUUUUACAAAACUGUAUUUUGGAAAAUAAUCGCCCUUUGACGGUGAGAUACAUUUUCGCCAAAUAUUGAAUUCGCACUUCACAUUUGAUUAUUGUGCAUAUAAUGAUUUUUUUAUAAAUGUAAGCUGUAAUGAUAUAGCCACUCUGAUAACGGUGCGAGAAAAAGGCGAAAUAGAGCGCAGCGAAAAUUUCCCAACAUACAGUAAGUCUUGAAUUUCCACAAAGCUGAGUCGAUUGGAAAAAGUAUAAUGACCAAUCGAAGACGUCAUGUAAGCAAAUUACAAACGUGCAUCAGGAACAGAUCUCGCUGCAACUUGCCAUAGUAAAGU